Messenger RNA from Nothobranchius furzeri (turquoise killifish), 6333 nucleotides. It is a transcript of the gene palld, whose product is annotated as palladin, cytoskeletal associated protein. Lineage: Eukaryota; Metazoa; Chordata; Actinopteri; Cyprinodontiformes; Nothobranchiidae. The record is from RefSeq and is a predicted model, not a curated record.
ACUCAGAGAGCAGUUAGGGACCAGCACAGAUGGGACAGCAGCCCACUGCAGAGGCAGAACGCAAUUGGACCCUAAACCUGAAAGAUCCUACCUGUCAUCUGACCAAUAAGGCUGCUCUUCUGGGGAGAGAGGCAAAGCCUCUUUUUGUUUCUUUCUCACAUAAACAAGACAAACCUGGACCCAGUAAAACCAGGAAGGAGGACUAGGACACACAGCACACUUGAAGGAUGCAGGACGGGAGUUGGAAUCAGCCACUCCCCAUGUCUGUGCUGCUGAAGGACCCGGCUUCAGGCGGGACUUUGGAGGGGGAUGGAGGUGUGUUUUCGGAGGCUUCUUCUGAUGGAGAACUCUACCUCGACUCAGCAACAGAACUGGAUUCUGGAGAUGGAGCCUUUGCAGACCUUUCUGCCUUCCUGAGUGCUGAUGAGAUUAAUCAUAGUCUGGACCUGGCCCGGGAGGCCUUUGGUGAUGAGGGAGAAGAUCCAAACUCCUCUAUUCUUACACAACCGGAGCAGGUUCUCCAGUCCGUCACUUCUCUUUCUGUUCCUCCUCAAACUAAUGAAAACCUCAGCACAAGUCUAAACCUUCUCCAGAACAAACCUCCCUGCCCUGAUGAGAACAAACCCGUUUCCUCCAACCAGAACACUUACACUCGCAAACCAGUACAAGCGUCCAGUGAUGCUCCACCCCCUGUUGAGAAGGUGGUCCGUCACAAACCAGUCCAGCCAGUGUAUAAGCAGGAUAGACCCAGACUGGUCCAUGAAGGCCUGGAGCUGAAUGACCGAGCUGCUUCAGCUAUAGAGUUCUGCAGCCGAGCCGCCACUUUCAUCGAGGAGCUGUCAUCCAUUUUUAAAGGUUCUGCCCAUUUGGAGCAGCAGCUGGAGGAGGAAUCCUCCUCCCCCGAUAGUGGCUACCUGUCACCAAAGAGCCAGCGGCCAGGUCUUCAGGGCUCAGCCUCUGCUCCCUCACUGCCUGCAGGCCAACAAGAGGAUGUGCAGAGCAGCCAACCAGAAAUGGGCCUUCUCUCUGAAGGACCAGCAGGACAGGCGGGUUCUGAAAGGCAUCAGUUUUCUGGGGCUCCACCAACAUGCGGACCUCUGUCUCCUCCUCAGUUCCUCCAGAAGCUGAAGAGUCAGGAAGUUGCAGAGGGGUGUCCAAUUCGUCUGGAGUGCAGAGUCCGAGGAAAUCCACUUCCUCUUGUCAGGUGGUUUUGUGAAGGCCGUGAGCUUCAAAACUCCCCUGACAUACAAAUCUGGAGGGACGGUGACCUGCACACUCUGGUGAUCACUGAAGCCUUCGAGGACGACACGGGACGUUACACCUGCAUCGCUUCCAACAGUCUCGGAGCGGACAACACCUCUGCUGAGGUUUACAUUGAAGGAGCGUCUUCGUCUGACUCAGAAGGAGAAGGAGCAUCAAAGUCAAGAUCAGGAGCCAUGCCUCAAGCUCAGAAAAAGACCAUGUCGAUGUCCUUGACGAUACGUUCGUCUUCACCCAAAGCCCCGGAGGUGCUACCUCACCGCUCCUCCCUGGUCCAGUCCAUGUCCCAGCCCCCACAGCGGAUGCAGAGCCCGGUGUUACCGCUGCAUGGUGGUGAGUUGGCAGGUCCUCCACUGUUCACCAAGCUCUUGCAGGAUGCCCAGGCGUCAGAGGGCCAGGUGGUGGUUCUGGAGUGCAGGGUCCGCGGGAGCCCACCCCUGCAGGUCCAGUGGUUCCGUCAGGGAAAGGAGAUUCUGGACUCACCAGAUUUUCGUAUUCUUCAAAAAAAACCUCGAUCUGCAGCGGAGCCAGAGGAGAUCUGCACCCUGGUGAUCUCUGAGGUCUUUCCGGAGGACGGAGGUCUGUUCUGCUGCACAGCGUCCAACUCAUACGGCUCUGUCAGCAGCACAUCUCAGCUCAGCGUCACUCCAGCAGCUGAGGACUCAUCCAGUAAUGGUCUGUCUGGAGGUAGCUCAGGAUUGGAGGAUGCACUGUCCUUCCCUCCACCUCCUCCACCACCACCCACAGAGAUCAGCCUCCUGGAGCUUCCACCCAAGCUGUUGCUUCAACCCGGUUCAGAGGCUUUCCACGUCAGAGAGCUAGAAAUCUGGCCCAGUGUGUCGGCUCUGCCUCCAGUUCAAAUGAGCUCAGAGGGAGAGCUGCAGGAACCUCUGCAGAAUGGUCAAUCCCAACAUACACCAUCGCCUCCAAGCUUACCUAAAGAGCCCAUCUCCCUUCCUUUACCUCUGCCGGAGACUGGCCCUACGACAAAUGUCCUAGCUGCAGCACCAAGUCACAUGGUCCCAGAUUCUCCGCCCAACCCAGGAAAGCUGUCUCCAUCACCUGGGAAAGACGCUGUUCCACUUCCUACCAAGCCAAAGCCCAAGCUGAACGCCUCCCAACUGAAGCAGCUGCAGGACCAGAUUCUGUUGGAGCAGCAGGAGGCGGCCAACUGGCAACAGCAGCAGGAGCAGCAGAAGCAGGACCUCCCGCCUCCUCCUCAGCAACCACUUGAGGAACUACCUCCGCCUGCUCCACCGUCUCCUCCUCUUCCCCCUCCUCCCUCCUUCCAGGAGCUGGAGAACAGCACAGCCAUGCAGGCCAGCACCUUUAACUACGCCCGGCCCAAGCAGUUCAUUGCUGCUCAAAGCCCUGGCGGGGCCGCCUACAUCACGCACUCCUCCGGUUCUUCUGGGUCCAGCCUGUCCUCCCCCAUUUCUCCUCCCACCUCCCACAAGCCCUUCAGCAGGGUCGCCCUGCCUCCUUUCACCAAGGCGGGCAGUGUGGAGUCUCCGAGCUCUCCUUCAUUCCCGCCUCCACCUCCACCCUUCCUCGGCUCCAGCAACGUGUCUUCUCCAAUAGGUCCUACCCAGGAUUUCCCCCCUCCUCCCCCUCCGCCCCCUCCACCUCUCUCCAUGUCCCCCGCCCUCUCAGAUGUAUCCUCGCCAUUCUCCUCUGUGCCUCCAUCUCCUGCCUCCAGCUUUUUGUCCUCGGUUCUGCCCUCCACACCUCCUACCCCCGGCAGCCUGGCGAUCAACAGCCUGGGCCUACCGAAGGGAAAUGGGACUGUCAAAGCUUUCCCGAGGAAGUCCUCAGUCACCAAGACGCCGCGGAUCGUUUCCGACUCAGACAUCCAGGGCUCGAAGGACGCUGUCAUCCAGGAUCUGGAGAGAAAGCUGCGCUUCAAAGAAGAGCGCAUAAGCAAUGGGCAACAGAGGUUAACCUAUGAGGAGAAGAUGGCUCGCAGACUGCUGGGAGCUGACAACGCUGCCACAGUCUUAAACACACAGGAAACAGAGGAGGAGCCUGUCACACAGGAAGAACGGUCAGCUGAUGAAGAUCUUUAUCCUCAAAAGGAAUACAAAGUGUCCAGCUUUGAGCAGCGUCUGAUCAGUGAGAUCGAGUUCCGGCUGGAGCGUUCUCCGGUGGAGGAGUCCGAUGAUGACGUUCAACAUGACGAAGACUCAGCCGGGCGAGGCGUGGCGCCCUCCUUUGACCAGAAGCUCAAACACUACAAAGUGUUUGAAGGCAUGCCAGUCACCUUCUCCUGCGAGGUCAGAGGAGACCCCAAACCCAAGGUUUACUGGUUUAAAGAUGGAAAGCAGAUCUCCAAGAGGAGCGAGCACUACAGGAUCAGCCGAGACCCGGAUGGUACCUGCUUUCUGCACACUGCAGCAGCAUCGCUGGAUGACGACGGCAAUUACACCAUCUUGGCAGCCAAUCCUGAUGGCAGGGUGAGCUGCACCGGCAGGAUGAUGGUCCAGGCGGUGAACCAGCGCGGCCGCAGCCCCCGAAUGGCACCCGGACAAAUGCGCCGAUCCAGGUCCAGGUCUAGAGACAGCGGAGAUGAGAAUGACAAAAUCCAGGAGCGUCACUUCCGCCCCCACUUCCUGCAGGCACCUGGUGACCUCAUCGUCCAGGAGGGACGCUUGUGCCGAAUGGACUGUAAGGUGAGUGGUCUUCCCACGCCCGACCUCGUCUGGCAGCUGAACGGACAGACCAUCCGCCCCGACUCCGCUCACAAGAUGCUGGUGAGGGAGAACGGCGUGCACUCACUGGUCAUCGAGCCCGUGACGAGCCGCGACGCGGGCAUCUACACCUGCAUCGCCAGCAACAGAGCCGGCCAGAACUCCUUCAACCUGGAGCUCAUUGUUGCAGCCAAAGAGAUGCAUAAGGUUCCCUCGUUCAUCGAGAAGCUGCAGAACACAAGCGUCGCUGAGGGUCACCCUGUGAGGCUGGAGUGUCGCGUCACCGGCGUUCCUCACCCUCAGAUCUUCUGGAAGAGGGAGAACGAGUCCUUCACACACAACACAGACAGAAUCAGCAUGCACCAGGACAACUGUGGUUACCUGUGUAUGAUAAUUCAGCCAGCUCUGAAGGAAGACGCUGGCUGGUACACGGUUUCUGCCAAGAACGAAGCCGGCAUCGUGUCCAGCACUGCACGCCUCGAUGUUCACGCUCAGUGGCAGCAGCCAAACCUCCCCAAGCCCAAGAAGGUGCGUCCCUCCACCAGCCGCUACGCCGCGCUGACAGAGAGGGGGCUGGACGUGAAGGCGGCCUUCUUCCCCGACUCCAGCCCUCUGCCGCCAGGAGGCCUGGUGGAAAGUGAAGAUCUGUGAAGAACUGGACGAGGAUUUGCAACCAGGACACCCCCCCCCCCGUGAGCCGCCCAGCACCCCUGCGACAUACCUAAAGACAACGAGGACAGAAAUCCUGUCCACCACUGAACUGCAGAAACAAAAAGCAAUGCGCUGGUGCUGCCGAGGUCUUCAUGCAUCCCCUUGUUCAGGAGCAGAAACUGUCCUUUAACGUGCCUCUCACUUCAGGAAGCAUUCAUAACAAUGCAGCAAAGUCCCUAUGCAUGUUCAAAUGGUGCCAGUCACACACACUAACUGUCAGUAGGUAGCACCUUUCACCAGUCACGCGCAGAGAAGAAACCAAAGAGAUCCAGACUGUUUCUGUGGGCUAGUGCCGAUGUCUGGUCUCCGUCCGGGUCUAGCUAGCGGAGCUGAAGCGUCCUUUCAUUAAGACACAAGGUUUGUUUUAAAAGAGUGUGUGUGUGCGGAUCAAGUCAAAGUGGUCUUCAUGGUGGAGAACGUUCCUGAACAGUUCAUAUCUGACCAUCUAAGCAUCUGAACAGCUUUAAUCUAAAACAUGUUUACAGCUACUGUGGUUUAUAAACCGUUUAUUACACUUGCCUAUCAGAAUGUAAUGGUCCAAGAGCAACAGCAGGCUAGUCAUGAUCUAUAAAGUAAAGUUUUGUUAGAUUAGAGCUGUUUAAAGGCAGCAGAUUCAUCCAUCCAUCUGCAGCAAUCCUUCCAAAGUCAGGCUGAAGAUGGAUCAGGUCCACGAGGAAAAUCCAGACGUCCCUCUCCCCAGGGACACCCUCCUAAUCCUCUCGGAGGAUCACAAGGUGUUCCCAGGCCAGGAAGGAGUUCUGGAUCCAUCCUAGGACCUCCUCCCAGUGGGAAGCAGCUCUAUCCGUAGGCGAGGGUUGAACCGGUUCAGCUCAGCUGCAUCUUCGUCCCACCUGUGUGAAGAUGAAGUCCUGACCCAUCAGUCCACCGCUCGUUCUGUCCCAACCUGGAUAAAGGUGGAAUGUUUUUCCAGCUUUAGAUUUGGAGGAGCUCACUGGUCAGAACGAACAUGAAGGAAUGACGAUGGGAAGAGUGGGAACGACAAGUGGAAGCAGACCGAGGGAGGGAAGUGGUGAUGUUUAAUUCUGGUGAUUCUUUUUUUCUUUGCUGGUUUUGUUUUUUAGACGCGUGAAUUCAUCCUCACUCAGAAGCAAAAGUGCUGUGAAGGUGCGCCUCUCUCUCUCUCACACACACACACACACGCACGCACACACACACGCACGCACGCACGCACACACACACACACGCACGCACGCACGCACACACACACACACACGCUCCCUAUCUUUUAUCUCUAUAUGAAACUAAAUCCUGUUUCCUCUCCCAACAAACAGGAAUUCGGGCAGGAAAAUGAAGUUUUAUAAAUAUAUUUACUGCCUUAAAUCACGUCAAUUAAACACUUUUAAUUCUUUGCAUGUUACUUUUGGACACUCGUACGGUGCCAAUCAGCUUUUAUCUGGAUGUAUAAAACAUAACUUUUUAUUCAGGGGUAAUAAACAAUCAAAAAUCAAACAAAAAUGUAAGAUUAAAAUAUAUUUAUAUCUAUUAUUUUGCCUCCUCUGUGAUACUUUACCAAUUAUACAUUUUUGUGUCUGGUAGGAAGUGACAUCAGCUGACAUUUACAGCGCUGGCACGGCUUCAUGCCAUUGGACGCCUGUUUAUGGACUGUUCUAAUGUUAUUUUAGGUUCAGAACUGUAAUAAAAUUUAAAUUCUUGA